GAUUCUAUAUUUGCUCUUGCUCUUGUCAUCCCUCGUGUUUGAAAGAACAUAAUUUCAUAAACAUUUUUCUUAUUUAACGUUUCAAAUAAUUGUGCAGUUACUCUUUGCGAUGUUUUGACUAUUUCAAUAUUAUUGAAUUAAAGAUUAUACAAUGGGGCUCCAUGAUAUUGGUCUACCGCAAGACCGACUUCCACAUUGUUGGUCGGAUGAUGUGCGAAUGAAUGCUUUAUUUGCACCCUUCCGUUUGAAGUCCGUAAAUCCUGAAUCAUGGGAGAUGAAAAUGAAGUUCUGGUCUGACAUAGUUCAACAAUGGUGUAAAUAUAAAAAGGAUCCAAUUAUAUCUGCGUCAGAUAUGAAAUGCGCCUUUCAGCGCAAAGGUCGUACAGCUGCAUGCAUCGACAUUGUUAUUGAAGAAAUGUUUCGUAAUGGAGACCUGUGUCCACUCUCAAAGUAUCCUCAAAUACUUCACAACGGUGCUGAAGGAUGGAUGUGGUGGGGAGCUAAGCUUGCUUUCAAGCCUGCUGCAUUAGCUUUAACUGCUGUGUCGUCACUGCUACCAGCCAGACAGUCCAUUGACAAUGAUGGAUUACCCAAGAGUACUAUUGAUGCCACACAGAGAUUUGUCCUUGAAAGUGCUGUUAAGAAGCUGGCUACAGAAUUGCUUAAUUCAUACCCUGCGGGUGUCGAGAGAAUAGGCACCAUUGAACAUCAUAUGAAGAACACUGGCAACACCAACAGGGAGACGUUUGAACUGCUCCUUGGUUAUUUGGUGUCUCAAGGAGCUGCCGUUAAGCAGGGAGAUGUGGUUAAAUUAGCUGAGCCGAACAAAAAAGCCGCUCCCGUAUCCGAAAUGGACGUGGCAUUGGUGAAAUUGAUUACUGCGGAACAGAAAUUGUGUGAAGACCUGGGCAGAUUGUCCAAGGAAGUCCUCAUGGUGGACAACGACGUCAGAGCCGCUCUGAAGCUUGGGAAUAGGCUAGCUGCGAAGAAUCAUCUCCGUCGGAAGCACUUAGCUCAACAAAGGGUUGACAAAUGCGAAUCCGCGUUGCACAAUGUCAAGCAACUGCUGGAACAGGCGAGGGACGUGGAUGUCAAUGCAGCUGUCGUUGACACUUAUAGGACGAGUGCCAAAGCAAUGAAGGGUACGAUGAAGGAAGGCGGACUCGAAGAGGACUUAGUACACGAUACUAUGGACGACUUAAAAGAGGUCAUGGACGCAUACAACGAAGUGGGGAAAGCCUUGGGUGGGACCAUCGACGACGAAGACCUGAACGAGCUGGAGGAGGAGCUGAACGAACUGCUCUCCGGACCUGGAGGUGGAGACGGUGGUACUCCAGAGAAGGACAAAGAUUUUUCUACAGAUGUCAAACUCCCGUCCCCGCCGUCGGUCAAGCCGAAGCGGUCGUCGGAGAGGGAAUUCGUGUUCGACGGCGAAGAGCAGAUGUUGGCCGACCUCAACCAGUUGGGCUUCGACGACACUCCGCGGAAGGACAGAGUGGCCGCGGCCGCUGGAGAAACACAAAAUCCCAAAAGGAAAAGUAAAGACUCAAAAUGGUCGCAAGAAAAGGGGAACUGGAGUGGGAACCUGGAAUCCAAUCUUCAAGAUCUAAGUCAGGAGUAUGCCGAACUGCGCUUGGAUGAGAGACUGCAUCCAGGCCAAGAGCUCAAAGUCGACUUUACACAGUCCCCUCGCCACUUCGCGUCCGAUUUCCAAGUGCGCGACCACAAAAGUGAGUCCGGCGUGUGGCUGUUCAACAGCGAGGACUCGCGGAGGGCGGAUCUCGCCACCAGCACCAAAUAUUCUCGCGCGUCCAGCCCCGGCAAGUCGGAGAGUUCGUUCCUAAUGGCCGUGGGUGGGGAAAGGAGACCUCCGUCCCGCUCCUCGCCCUCCCCCACGACCUCCCCAGAGUCCUCGGAUAGCCCCACGCCUCCGAAGGAUAGUCCCGACGAGAUGCAAGACUUGCAGAAGCGGCUCAAUAAUUUAAGAGGUUUUUAAUGUAAUGCUCUUUUAUCAUCCCCGUCGGUAUGCUAGGUGGAGACCAUGGAAUAGGUAAAUGAUGUAGGCACUGCAAGCGUAUCGCAAGUAAAAGGCAAUUUGCAAUAUGGCGUCCCACCAGUCUUGUGCUCUGUCCAUUCGGGGCUAUGCCACCUUCGGGUGGUGGGUUUGGAAUAUAGGGUGGCACAAGUGCGGGCUUACCCUCGGUGACCGCUGCUGCACGAGAUGUGGACGGUGGUAACUGGCAGACACGCAUCUCGCGGUCAAACCCCACCAGGUGUGAGUGCCAGUGGAGGCCUGGCCAGCGGCGGUUGGUUUCCUUGGUAUAGGAAUACCAGUCGGCUCUCCCUACUGCCCCGGAGAUGUGGUUCUUCAUGGAGAGUCGCCGGUAUCUGGUGACCCCCUAAGUAGGUGACCAGAUUCUUCUACGGCACCUCUCGAUCCAAGAAGCGGAGUCAGGUGGUGGCAAGGGAAGGGAAGCCUGGGUCUUGUCCGAGUCGGUGGCGAGUCGAUUCAGUGGCCGAUGUCAAGAUGUUAUAUGCUCAGCGACAAUUACUUCGCUACCGCGUUUUAAGAUGUGACGUCAUCGCUGUGCUUGUGUACAUAUUUGUGUAUUCCGUUGUCUUUACCUUUGUUUUUUUUUAUUACUGAAUCUGAUCAUUUUUUUUAUUAUUUCGAUUCACGUAUAAAUAUAUAUGUACAUAAUUUCGCUAUAUAACUUAGUGCGUGCACAAAAUGUAAUUCUAGAAAUGCGAAAAUUUUGAAAAAAAAUCUAAAAAAAAUCGUUAAUUUUAAGGUAGUUACAAUGUUAACGGAUACUCACAGUCGUUCAUUUUUGACAUGACUAAUUCGCUGUGACUUAAUGAACGUCUGUGCAAGGCAAAUAUAAUUAAUAGGCCUGAACUAGUUAAUUAUUCAGUAGGUAUUCGACGCUUAUAGUAUGUUAGUGAUAUAGGUAAUUAGAAUAUCUUAGUUAAAAAAAUUAACACGAUUCAAACGGGUGUGAGUUUGGCUUUAUCGUGUCAAUGUAAGGAAUGAUGAAUUACUUUUAAUUUUAAAUAAAAAUGCGUGUAUGCCAUGACUGCAUGGUCACGUAUACGCGCAUGGUCACGAAUGCUUGUCAUGAAUAAUUAAAAAUCUAGCGUUUGUAGUAUUUUACAGAUACUUGAUUGAUUUUGUUUAAAUUAUUAACGGCUGCAAUAAACAAUAUUUUUUUAAAACUAAAACGUAUUAAUCGGUUUCUGUGUGAUAUGUAAAUGUAUUGUAUUGUUUAUAUAAUUAUCUACGGCUGAUCCGGUUACGAUGAAUUUCGUUAAGGAAUUGUAUAAUCAUUUUAGGUAUAAUUUGUAUAAAAAUGUAAAUAACAAAAAAAGUGAUGUAAGUGCCUCUGAACACGUCAAAUUUGAUAGCUGCUUAUAUUUGCCAACUUAAGUAGCUCUUAAUUUUGGGGUAUAGAAUUUUUUAGAGCUUUUAUGUGAUAAAUGUUAAGGUAGAUUUGAACCCCUUUUUGCUUAAUUGCUCUUAUCCCCGCCUUCCACUGCCAGCGAAAAGGACCCAUUACGGACUCCGCUACACUCGUUACGAUGAUUUUCAUACAUGCCAUCUCCGCUUUGGUGGAAGCACAUGUAUGAAAGUCAUCGUUACGAGUAUAGCAAAGUCCGUAAUGGGUCCGUUCCGCUGGCAGUGGAAGGUGGGCAUUAAAGUCCUAGGUUUGAUUACUGGACCCACAGAAGGCUUGAAAAUCAUGAAACAGAUGCAUUUUUAGGGGGUUACGGUGCUCCAAUUAAAAAACUGACGGUUUCAUCAAAUACACGUACCAUAUGCUUUAUUUUACUAGUACGCAUGGUCACUUGAUUUGCCGCGCAUGGUCACAGUUUGUCCGUUUGAAUUUUGCAUCGUAAACGUCUAAUAGCCAUUGUAAUAGUAACGAAACAUUAUUUUUGUAUGUGUUGAACUUAAGCCCUGGUGGCCGUAUCUGCGACUUAAACAGAACACUAUUAAUAUACAAAUUGUAUGGAAAGUUUGACCUGACAAAAUAGAGUACUGACGUCAAAUGCCUGACGACUCACGGCUAUUAGACGUCACAAGAUAUAUUUAAAAAAAACUUUGCCGGUUCGAACCUACGACUUUGGGGUUUUCCAUUACAUCAUGGUACAACGCUGGCCGUAAUGACGUGAUUAUUGGACAGCGUUUGACCUGUAUAAAAUUAGUUCUUGGUACGCUAGAACAGUUCACUUAUCGGCGCCAAGUUACGAGAUAAAAAUUAAUUUGUGCCAAUAUCUAUAUUAAUUACUUAUAAAUAUAUUAUAACUAGUCAUUUUUUUAUUUGACACGACAUAUUGAAUUCAUUUUAUACGUUAUUUGUAUUAUUUUUAAAAAGGCGGGAAAGAUUUUAACAUUUACCAAAAUGACAGUUGUCUUUAGUCUUUGAAUUUAUUUCUUACACUACAACAUGGCGGCUGGUUUAAAAAGAAACAUUGACAAUUGUCAAUGUUUCUUUUUUAAUGAAGCAAACUUGGCGGUUUUCCUAAAUUACGUGGAAUAAAGAAGUCUCGGGGAGGUUGUUAGGGGGUACUUCUUACAAUUUUUUAAAACGAAACGUAGUCUUAUACAGGGUGUCCCAAAAGUCGACGUCAAGUCGAAAUUUUCUCAUAGGUAAUGCCACACCAGUUAAAAAAAAAA
Molecule: messenger RNA, 4678 nt
Organism: Pieris brassicae (large cabbage white)
Lineage: Eukaryota; Metazoa; Arthropoda; Insecta; Lepidoptera; Pieridae
Product: charged multivesicular body protein 7
Exons: 11
Coding region: 152-1996 (614 amino acids)
Biological process (GO): vesicle budding from membrane; late endosome to vacuole transport via multivesicular body sorting pathway
Cellular component (GO): multivesicular body; cytoplasmic side of plasma membrane; ESCRT III complex
Source: RefSeq, a predicted model, not a curated record